Cricetulus griseus (Chinese hamster) is the source of this 1050-nucleotide messenger RNA. The record is from RefSeq and is a predicted model, not a curated record. NCBI's taxonomy places the organism in Eukaryota, Metazoa, Chordata, Mammalia, Rodentia, Cricetidae.
AUGGCUAAAGCAUACAAACUACAGUCUCCUCCAGGACCUAAACCUUGGCCAGUUAUUGGAAAUCUACACAUCCUCAACCUGAAGAGACCAUAUCAAACCAUGUUAGAGCUCUCCAAGAAAUAUGGCUCCAUUUACAGCAUUCAUAUGGGACCAAGGAAGGUGGUGGUGCUUUCUGGCUAUGAGACAGUGAAAGAUGCCCUUGUUAAAUACGGCAAUCAGUUUGAGGAGCGUUCCCGAGUGCCUAUAUUUGAAAGACUUUUUAAUGGAAAAGGAAAACCCUUUGAGAUCAAGAAAGUACUGAAUGCUUCUGUUGCUAACGUCAUUGUGUCUGUGUUGUUCGGGAAACGGUUUGACUACCAAGACCCCCAGUUCUUGAGACUCUUAACGUUAAUUGGGGAAAACGUGAAACUCAUCGGAAGCUCGAGAAUUGUGCUUUUUAAUAUGUUUCCUGUUUUGGGAUUUCUCCUAAGAAGCCACAAGAAGGUCCUAAGGAACAGAGAUGAAAUAUUUUCCGUCAUAAGGAUGACCUUACUAGAACACCACCAGAAUCUUGACAAAAAUGAUCCCAGAAGUUUCAUUGAUGCCUUUCUUCUCAGACAGCAGGAGGAAAACGAUAUAUCUGCUGACUAUUUCAAUGAAGAAAAUUUGUUAGCCCUUGUUAGCAAUCUGUUUGCAGCAGGAACAGAGACCACAGCCACCACACUGCGCUGGGGAGUCACACUCAUGAUGCGAUACCCUGAGGUCCAGGAAAAGGUCCAUGAUGAGAUUGUCAAAGUCGUGGGCUCAGCUCAACCUCGGAUUGAGCACCGAACUCAAAUGCCCUACACAGAUGCUGUAGUUCAUGAAAUACAGAGGUUUGCGGACAUACUGCCCACAAGCUUGCCCCAUGAGACAACCACAGAUGUUAUAUUUAAGAACUACUAUAUUCCAAAGACUGAGACACUGACGCCACGGAGGAAAUCCAAGGCUGCUGAGAGUUGGUUCUUCGAGCAUUUUCUCGAAACACAGCCCCGAAAUAUUUCUCAGGUUUCCAGGAAUCUAUGUGUUUAA